Sciurus carolinensis (gray squirrel) is the source of this 3719-nucleotide messenger RNA. RefSeq names its product V-set and immunoglobulin domain containing 10 like (gene Vsig10l). Bases 507 to 3155 code for a protein of 882 amino acids. Lineage: Eukaryota; Metazoa; Chordata; Mammalia; Rodentia; Sciuridae. The record is from RefSeq and is a predicted model, not a curated record. The transcript has 11 exons.
AGCUUCAGAGUGGGUGCUGGACUGGGGAGGAGUGGCUGGGUCUGCCGAGGAGCUUGGACAUCUCCAGAGGGCACCGGGGAGCCAGGCAGGGCUGAAAGCAGGGGAGAGCAGCGUCAGUUCUGGGUGCAGAAAGACCCUCAGGUGGACUGGAGGGGACAGUUAGAAAGGACAGGACUUCCUGCACUGGGACCUGGGCAGUGAGAUUCAAGAUGGAACCAUCCUGGAGGUGGAGAACCAGGGAAGAUGCUGCGUAGAGGCAGGUGCGGGACUUGUGAGGCCUGGAGGAUGCAGAAAUCCACUCUGUGGGUCUCUGGAGAGGCGGGCAGCAACCAGAGACUUGAGAGGAACAGGGAGCAGAGGCCAGAGGCUGGGGAGGAGGAAGCCAGCCCAGGGGAGGCCAUCAGAGGAAGUAAGCUACCAGUCCUGUUGGACUUGUCCAACCCGGGAGGGACUGAUGCAGGCCCUGGGUCUCCCUCCACUGUCCUCUUGGGGGUGCGGCCAGCACCAUGGACACCCUGCAAGCUCUGCCGCUCUUCCUCCUCCUGGUCUCUCAGGUAAGGAUCCUUGCCCUCGGAGCCACUUCUGGACUUCAGCAAACCAACUUUACCUCUGCCUCCUCCUUGGACUCAGCUGGCUCCUCCCAUGGACUUGGUUCGAAAGUUCCCCCUAUCAAACCCCCCAGCCAGAACUCUCCAGAUCAGUCUCUGGGUUCACAAGCCUCUGCUGAAAUUCCAGAUUCCAACUGGUUUCCUGAGGCCCUAAAUUCAAAUGAUGUGUCUGGAUCCAUUUGGUCAAAUGUUUCCACUGAGGGUCAACAUUUGAGCCCCCAUCCCAUCUUCUCUGAGAUUCCUGGUUCAGAAGUGUUUCCUGAUAGGUUGGAUUCCCCAGUUCCUGCCAAAGGUCCUGUGCCUUCCUUCUCUGAUAGGACCACAGCUUCAAACAUUGCUGCUCAAAUUCCUGAUACCCAAGUGCCUGUUGAGGCCCCAGAUUCAAAACUCCCCACUGAGAAUCUGGACCUUGAAUUCUCUGCCCAGAGCUCCCAAUCCCAAGUUCCUUCAGAGACCUACUCUGCAGCAAAUUUCCCCCAGCAGGUUGGGGGGCCUCUUGCUGUGCUGGUGGGGACUACCAUCCGACUCCCCCUGGCUCCAGCUCCCAGCCCUGGGCCCCCUGCCCCUCUGGUGGUUUGGCGAAGAAGCUCCAAGGUGCUGGCAGCUGGGGGCUUGGGGCCAGGGGCUCCUCUGAUCAGCCUGGACCCUGCACACAGAGACCGCCUGAGAUUCGACCAGGCCAGAGGUGGGCUGGAACUUGUCUCUGCCCAGUUGGAUGAUGCUGGGGUCUACACCGCUGAGGUCAUCAGGGGUGGGGUCUCCCGGCAGAUUCAGGAGUUCACGGUCAGUGUGUAUGAGCCCAUACCCAAGCUGUCUGUGCAGCCAGAGACCCCAGAGACGGAGGAGGGGGCGGCCGAGCUCAGGCUGCGCUGUGUGGGCUGGAAACCAGGCCAUGGGCAGCUGAGCUGGACCAGGGACGGCCGCACCCUGAAGGCCACGGACCCUGAAGGAGCAGAGUCGUCCCGGAUUCGCGCAAAGGGCGACCAGCUGCUCAUCGCUCGCCCUGUGCGUAGCGACAACGCGCGGUACACCUGCCGUGUCCGCAGCCCCUUUGGCCACGCGGAGGCUGCGGCCAACGUCAGCGUCUCCUACGGUCCGGAUCCGCCGGUCAUCACGGUCUCCUCGGAUCGCGAUGCCGCCCCGGACCUGUAUGUCACCGCGGGCAGCAACGUGACCUUGCGCUGCACCGCCGCCUCGCGGCCGCCGGCCGACAUCACGUGGAGCCUGGCGGACCCGGCCGAGGCCGCAGUGCCCGCGGGGCCGCGCCUCCUGCUGCCCGCCGUCGGGCCAGGCCACGCGGGCGCCUACGCCUGCCUCGCCGCGAACCCGCGCACCGGCCGCCGCCGCCGCUCGCUGCUCAACCUUACGGUGGCAGAUCUGCCCCUGGGGUCCCCACAGUGCUCAGUAGAAGGAGGUCCCGGAGACCGUAGCCUCCGCUUCCGCUGCUCGUGGCCGGGCGGGGUCCCUGCAGCCUCCCUGCAGUUCCAAGGUCUCCCCCGCGGCGUGCACGCAGGACCCGAGCCCUCUGAGCUUCUGGCGGUGGUUCCCGCCCACCCCCGGCUCAGUGGAGUCCCCAUCGUCUGCCUUGCUCACCACCUGGUGGCCUCGCGCACCUGCACUGUCACUCCGGAGGCCCCUAGGGAGGUACUGCUACAUCAGCUGGUGGAAGAGACACGGUCAGGGGAGGCAGAGGUGGCCCUGGAGGCCUCUGGCUGUCCCCCACCCUCACGAGCAUCCUGGGCCAGGGAAGGAAGGCCCCUGGCUCCAGGAGGCGGGGGUCGCCUGCAACUCAGCCAAGAUGGGCGAAGGCUUCUCAUUAGCAACUUCAGCCUGAAUUUGGACCUGGGAAAUUACUCCGUGUUCUGCAGUGGAGCGCUGGGUACUGGGGUCGACCAGAUUACCCUUAUUGGCCCCUCCAUCUCCUCAUGGAGGCUACAGAGAGCCCGGGAUGCUGCAGUGCUGACUUGGGAUGUGGAGCGCGGGGCCCUGAUCAGCAGCUUUGUGAUCCAGGCACAGACAGAGGGACCUGAACUGGGCAGAGCCACAACCUACGAUGACUGGGUCUCCCUGCUCAUCCUGGGGUCUCAGGAGCGCUCAGCUGUACUGCCCCUCCCUCCUUGGACCCCCAGGGCCUGGACCUUGCGCAUCCUGCCCAUGCUGGGGUCCCAGCCAGGGACUCCAUCCCAAAGUCGCGUCUAUCAGGCAGGCCCCACCUUGGGCUCCGGCGCCAUUGCUGGCAUCGUCCUGGGCUCCCUAUUAGGUUUGGCGCUGCUGGUUGCUCUCCUUCUUCUGUGCAUCUGCUGCCUGAGGCGCUUUCAGGCAAAGCCUCCAAAGAAAAAGAAGCAUCCCCCAGCCUUGGCUCCUGUGGUCCUCUCUCCAGAAAAGAAGAUGCAGAGUGUGACUCCAGCACAGAACCCACAGCCACUGCCCUUCAAAGUCCCUCUGAAGGACUCUAACCAAAUGGGGGCAUGCCAAGCCACCAGCCCCAGUCCAGUCAACUGUCCAGGUGGGAAACCAAGGACCAUUCGGGCAGCCACGCAGGUGUGAUCAGAGUCAGUGUAACUCUCUGCACGGGAUAUUUGGGGGCAAGGCUCCUGUUUUGUCCCAGCAGCAAGUAGGGCCUGCUAUGACUGAGGGCAGGACCCUGAAAGUGGACUCCCUGUCUCGUAGCAGAGAAGACUUAACCUGUAUUUGUAAAACGAGGAACUGAACUCCUGGGAGGCCCUGCAGAUCUGAAAUGUGGUUUUCACAUGCUCAGAGGCUCUGGUGCAGUCAGGCAGGGCGGGUGUGUCCCUCUGAGCUGGAGGGGAGCCUGGCCCGGUUCUCUGAGAAGGUCCCCUAUCUACACUUUGCCAGGCCACACCCCUUCCAGCUCCCAGACUUCUUUAUAAAAUGGAUCAGAUCGUGCCCCCUCCUCUCUUUAGACCGUCCAUGGCUACCUGCUGCCCUUUAGAUUUUAUCUGAGCUCCUCAUCUGGACCUUCAAGGCCUUGUGGUUGGCCUGUGAGCCUUUGUCACCUCUUCCCAGGAUUACCCCUGCUCCCAGCAUCUCUCAGCCACAUCUUUUCCCUCCAGGUCUUUGUUCCUAGAAUUCACUGUCUGGGCACUUCUC